AUGUCUGAACACCACAAUCUCAACGUUGUCGUCGCCGCUGCAUUUACUACCCCCGUCAACGUUGUCGAUGCUCAUCACCAUAUUCAAAGUCGUCGCCUCCUCCUCCAGUAUCUUUCAGAAAAUCAAUUUUUUGGCCUAAUACCAUCUUCGAUUUCAAACUUGAAUUCGCUAACUAAGCUUUCACUCCAAUACAACAAACUUUCCGGUAGAAUUCCUUACAAGAUUGACAAACUAAAGAGUCUUACAAACUUAUUGUUGACAUCGAAUCGUAUCACUGGAAGUAUACCUCAUUCUAUAGGUAAACUCUCCCAAUUAGAAUAUUUGUCCCUUAACAUAAACGAACUUAUUGGACCGAUCCCAUCUUCAAUAGGACAGCUUGCAUCUUUGCAAGUCCAAUUCCUCGUACACUUAUUAAGAUUAUUUCGUAUACUUGAUUUGUCGUGCAAUCCACUUUCUCUAGGAAAAAUACCUAGUUGGAUGUCCAAGCUAAAUCUUUCUUGGCUAAUGCUAGCCAAGACGGGGCUCAAAGGCGAGCUACCCUCGUGGUUGUCAUCCUUACCAUUAGGCUAUCUUGAUUUAUCGAGUAAUGAACUCACAGGGAGGUUUCCUACAUGGAUAGGGAACAUGAGUGACUUGUGGUACCUCAACAUAUCUUAUAACAAAUUCUACUCCACCAUUCCAAAAGAAUUCAAGAACAUGUUAUUACUAACAGACCUUGAUCUUCACUCAAACAACUUCUCAGGUCCCCUGGAUUUUAUUUUUGACAAGAACGUCGAUGGACCACUAGGACAUUACAACACCAUCGAUGUUUCUAGAAACAAAUUCACAGGUCCUAUCGACAAAAAUGUUGGAAACAAGCUCGCCAUGAACACGAUAAGUUCAUUGAUCUUGUCAAAUAAUCCAUUGGGAGGACGGAUACCCAAGUCCAUUGGGAACUUGACCCAAAUGCGAUUGCUGGAGAUGGUCCGUGACAAGCUUUCAGGGACGAUUCCAGAAGAGAUUAGUAAUGCUGAUACUUUGAGGAUUAUUAAACUUUCGAGGAAUUACUUAACCGGAAGGGUUCCAAAGAUGGUGAUUAAUCUAAAGUGGUUAGAAAAGUUUGAAGUGUUAAGAAAUAAAUUGAGUGGUGAAAUUCCAGCACAUAAGGCUAAUUUCCCUGCUUCAGCAUUUUUUGGUAAUCCUGGUCUUUGUGGUUUGCCACUUCCUGCUUGUAAGCAAGUUUAGGUAGCUCAAACUAACGAUAUUAUGAUUCAUAGUUACAAUUUAAUUACGUUUUGUACUUGAUACUUCUUACUAUUUGUUAUUCUGAAAUUGUAACUGUGGGAUUGUGAAUUUGAACUUUAAUGACAUAAGUUAUAUAUUGUGAAUUUGCCU
Molecule: messenger RNA, 1374 nt
Organism: Chenopodium quinoa (quinoa)
Lineage: Eukaryota; Viridiplantae; Streptophyta; Magnoliopsida; Caryophyllales; Amaranthaceae
Product: LRR receptor-like serine/threonine-protein kinase GSO1
Exons: 3
Coding region: 1-1224 (407 amino acids)
Molecular function (GO): protein binding
Source: RefSeq, a predicted model, not a curated record